Bufo bufo (common toad) is the source of this 991-nucleotide messenger RNA. RefSeq names its product biogenesis of lysosome-related organelles complex 1 subunit 4-like. Gene Ontology annotation, cellular component: BLOC-1 complex. Bases 56 to 697 code for a protein of 213 amino acids. The transcript has 5 exons. NCBI's taxonomy places the organism in Eukaryota, Metazoa, Chordata, Amphibia, Anura, Bufonidae. The record is from RefSeq and is a predicted model, not a curated record.
AUGUGUAAACUACCGUGUCACGUGCAUCAGGCAGGGAGCUCGGGAUUCAAGUCGUAUGGAGGUGGCGGCUGGUGCGGGGCAGUGGGAGCCCUUAGAAGAGGCGGGAGGUGGCGUUUCCCGCGGGAGCCCAGGGGACAGCGGUCAUGUCUCCCAAAGUCAAAGCGCCUGCAGCGGCGCCUCACUGGGGCUCCUGGCUGACGAGGAACUGGUCGCCACAGAGUCAUGUGACGACGGAAGAUCCACAGCGGCUCAGCUGUCCACUUACCUCCUCCCUGCGCAGCAGAGCUCUGAGAUUGAGAACUUGGAAAAGAGCUUGGAAGAUUUACUUGUGAGAGUGGAUGAGUUUGUUGGGAUGUUGGAUAUGAUUAGAAAUGACACUUCUCAAGUGGUUAAUGAAAAAGUGCCUCAGAUUUACACUAAAGCUGCAGAAAUGAGAAAAUUGUACCAGAAAAUAGACUUGCUUGAGGCCUUUGUGAAGAGAGUUGGAAGUAAUGUUGCACAGAUGGAGGAACAGGUUACACAGGCUGAAACCAACCUUGGGACAUUCCCUAAUCCACUUAAGAAAAUCUUCCAGAAUUUCAGUUCUUCCCCUCUCUUUUCUCCUUCUAAAGCAGCAUCUUCUCAGAGAACUCAGCCAGCAAGAUACGAGCCUCCCACAGUGUUCAGAACCGAAGACUACUUCCCAGGCAGCAGCUGAGCAGCAGAAGACUGGAACUGUUCCGGCUUAUAUUCGGGGCAUUGCCACAGGCAAUACAGCACUGCACUUUUUACAUCAGACUGAUCACUGUUACACACUAGUCUUCCUGAUAGACUUUCUUGAAAAAAGUUUUAAUUUUGUAUAUGAAAAAAACCCUCCGACCAGCAAGGAAAGGGUGCUCCUACUGCAAGAUCCACCCAAUCUUAGAAAUAACUUAAUAUAAUAUACUUAACUUUAAUUUUGUAUAUACUGUAAUAUCAGAGUCUUCCAUUAAAAUCAGUAUUGGUUAUAGUU